AGAGUUCACACGCGUGAAGUGGGUCCACAUCUCCAUUCCUCCGCUCCACCACCCUGUACAGCAACAGAGGUCCAGUCCAGCACUAUGCAAAAAGGAAAAGUAGAAACCUUCUUUGUAUAUUUUCCAUAGAUUCAUCAGAUCCCACCAACUUAACCAAAACUACUCCUACUACUUACACUCUUCUUUUCCUUCUUCAUCAUUCUCUACCUCCCUUCCUUCUUCUAAAGAUUAAACAUUCCCAUUUCACUCCAAGGCUCCUUGGAACCGUUCCUUUUUUAUUCAUAACAAACACUCUUUCAAGUUCCUUCCACUUGUGAACAAACAUUCAAUAUUUGAAAUUGUUCCUUCCACUUGUAUACAAAACAUUCUUAUUACUUGGAACUCUUUUGAGUCUUUGAACCGAGAAGAUGCAGAGGCCACCGCCAGAAGAUUUUCUGUUGAAAGAGACAAAACCCCACCUUGGAGGUGGUAAGGUCUCUGGUGACAAGCUUACGAGUACAUAUGACCUUGUUGAGCAAAUGCAGUAUCUUUAUGUGAGGGUUGUGAAAGCUAAGGAACUUCCUUCGAAGGAUGUUACCGGAAGUUGUGACCCUUACGUUGAAGUCAAGCUUGGAAACUACAAAGGUACCACUAGGCAUUUUGAGAAGAAAACUAAUCCGGAAUGGAGUCAGGUUUUUGCUUUCUCGAAAGACAGGAUUCAGGCUUCGGUGCUUGAGGUUACUGUGAAAGAUAAGGAUGUUGUGAAGGACGAUUUUAUUGGUCGUGUUUGGUUUGACCUCAACGAGGUUCCGAAGAGGGUUCCUCCAGAUAGUCCUCUUGCACCGCAGUGGUAUAGAUUGGAGGACAGAAAGGGUGAUAAGGCGAAAGGGGAGCUUAUGCUGGCUGUUUGGAUGGGUACGCAAGCUGAUGAAGCGUUCCCUGAGGCGUGGCACUCGGAUGCGGCGACGGUUAGUGGGACUGAUGCUCUUGCUAACAUUAGGUCGAAGGUGUAUUUGUCUCCUAAGCUUUGGUAUUUGAGGGUUAAUGUUAUAGAGGCACAGGACUUGCAGCCAUCGGAUAAGGGAAGGUUCCCGGAGGUUUAUGUGAAGGCUAUUUUGGGAAUUCAGACCUUGAGGACUAGAAUCUCUCAGAGCAGGAGUAUCAAUCCAAUGUGGAACGAGGAUUUGAUGUUUGUUGCUGCGGAACCGUUUGAGGAGCCGCUCAUUUUGAGUGUGGAAGAUAGGGUUGCUCCUAACAAAGAGGAACUACUGGGGAAGUGUGUUAUUCCUUUACAGAUAAUGGAUAGGAGACUAGAUCACAAGCCUGUGAACACUCGGUGGUUCAAUAUUGAAAAGCAUGUUGUUAUUAUGGAAGGUGAUAAGAAGAAGGAAAUAAAGUUUGCUAGCCGGAUUCAUAUGAGGGUCUGUUUGGAAGGUGGUUAUCAUGUUUUGGAUGAAUCGACUCACCACAGCAGUGAUCUUCGCCCAACAGCAAAACAGCUCUGGAAGUCCAGUAUUGGAGUUCUUGAAGUGGGGAUAUUGAGUGCUCAGGGUUUGAUGCCCAUGAAAACAAGUAACGGGAGGGGGACAACGGAUGCGUAUUGUGUAGCUAAGUACGGGCAGAAGUGGGUGCGGACGAGAACCAUCAUCGAUAGCUUUGCGCCGAGGUGGAAUGAGCAGUAUACUUGGGAGGUUUUUGAUCCAUGCACCGUCAUUACAAUAGGUGUAUUUGAUAAUUGUCAUUUGCACGGUGGCGGUGAUAAGCCUGGAGGACAAAAAGAUUCGAAAAUUGGAAAGGUAAGAAUCCGUCUUUCAACACUUGAGACAGAUCGAGUCUAUACACAUUCGUAUCCACUUCUAGUUCUUCAUCCAACUGGGGUGAAGAAAAUGGGAGAAAUUCAAUUGGCUGUAAGGUUUACUUGCUCUUCUUUGCUAAACAUGAUGCACAUGUAUUCAAAUCCAUUGUUGCCUAAGAUGCAUUACAUUCACCCGUUAACUGUCAGCCAGCUUGACAAUCUGAGGCAUCAAGCCACUCAGAUUGUUUCAAUGAGGCUGAGUCGCGCUGAGCCGCCGCUGAGAAAGGAGGUUGUUGAAUAUAUGCUGGAUGUUGGUUCCCACAUGUGGAGUAUGAGAAGAAGCAAAGCCAACUUUUUCAGAAUCAUGGGAGUUUUGAGUGGAAUAGUUGCGGUUGGAAAAUGGUUUGACCAGAUUUGCCAUUGGAAAAACCCUAUCACAACAAUUCUGAUUCAUAUCUUGUUUGUAAUACUUGUUAUGUAUCCUGAGCUUAUCUUACCAACUAUUUUCCUUUACCUCUUUUUGAUUGGAAUUUGGUACUAUAGAUGGAGGCCAAGGCACCCUCCUCACAUGGACACACGACUCUCCCACGCGGAUUCCGCUCACCCUGAUGAACUAGACGAAGAAUUCGACACAUUUCCAACUACAAGACCUUCUGAUAUUGUGAGGAUGCGAUACGAUCGGCUUAGAAGUAUUGCUGGGAGGAUACAAACUGUGGUGGGUGAUUUGGCAACUCAAGGUGAAAGGCUGCAGUCUUUGCUGAGCUGGAGAGAUCCAAGAGCUACUGCCUUGUUUGUGCUUUUCUGUUUGAUUGCUGCUAUUGUACUUUAUGUAACUCCAUUCCAAGUUGUGGCGCUUCUCACCGGAAUUUAUGUGUUGCGACAUCCGAGGUUUCGUCACAAGCUUCCUUCAGUGCCGCUAAAUUUCUUCCGGAGGUUGCCUGCAAGAACUGAUUGCAUGCUUUGAGAAUCGAACUCUUUUGCAUUUUGAUGGAAGGCUUGAGUGGAAUGUGCAGAAAAGAAAAACAAAUGGAGCUUGGUUUGUUAUUUUUAUAUCAUUGUUCACCACCAUAUUUUGUGGAUUUGUAGUUUCACUUAUUAUUAUGUCAUAGUAGAAUUUUCUGUUUUGAACUUAUGGUAGUCCAUUGUUAAAAUUUGUAAUUUUGUAGGGUGAGUUGAAAUUAAUUUGUCUUUAAUCAACUUCAUGUUUAAUUAGAUGCUGCAAAUUUUCUCAAUUGGAAAUCUGAGUCAAAGGUAAUUUUCUUUUA
This is a messenger RNA of Cicer arietinum (chickpea), 3039 nucleotides long. Its product is annotated as FT-interacting protein 3. The record is from RefSeq and is a predicted model, not a curated record. NCBI's taxonomy places the organism in Eukaryota, Viridiplantae, Streptophyta, Magnoliopsida, Fabales, Fabaceae.